CGGAGCCGCGCUCCUGCCGCUGCCGGCGGGAGCUGUGCGGGGUUCCCGCGGUGCUGCUCCGCUCCGGGCGGACGGCUAAGGCGGCACCAUGAAGAGGAGAGCAGGGGAGCGGGAGAAAGAACUGAAGAUACUGUAUUUGUUGAGUAUAAUGUAACUGACUUGACAGAAGAAGAAAAAACUUCUUGAAGAACUUGGGGAGAAUAGACUUCCAUACCUGACACCAGCCGAUGCUGAUUUCCACCAGCUGUGGAAGAUGAAGUAUUCCAAGCUGAUUUUCAGGAAAUCUGAUACAGUACCUGCAGAACUCCAUCAAAUGGUACAAGAAAGUUUUCUGACCUUGCGAGAACACAACUGCUUCUUUCAAGAUCUUGUAAGGAUCAAAGGAAAAGACUUUCUUACUCCAGUGUCUCGAAUAUUAAUUGGAAACCCAGGAUGCACUUAUAAGUACUUGAACACAAGAUUAUUUACAGUUCCUUGGCCUGCAGAAGGUUAUGAUAUAAAAUAUUGCAGUCCUCAAAUGCAUGAUGCUUGUAAAGCAUUAAUGAGACUUAAUGACUACUUGCAUAUUGAAGCAGUCAAGGCAUUACAAGGACAGAAUUUGUUUGAGACCAAAGAAAUUAAAGAUGCUACUGUAAUAGAUAGGGAGCAAAGUUUUGCUACUUCUCUUACGGAGCAAGGGUCUGUUUCUAAAGAUCAGAGAAGUGUUUGUGUACCAGAGGAUGACAGAAGUCUAAAGAACAGAACAUCUUAUAACUUGACUUUAUUGAAUUAUAUGGAUCCACUACAAAUGAUGUACUUGAAACAAGAACCUUACUUUGGAAUGGGGAACAUGGCAGUGAGCUGGCACCAUGAUGAGAAUCUGGUGGAAAGGUCAACGGUGGCUGUGUACAGUUACAGCUGUGAAGAUUCAGCUGUACAAGAAAGCAAUGAGCAAGGACUGAAGGGAAGAGACCCAGCUGUUUGGCACGUAGGCUUGAAGGUAGCGUGGGACAUAGAGACACCUGGAUUGGCAGUACCACUUCACCAAGGAGACAUCUACUUGAUGCUUGAUGAUCUCAAUAUGACACAUCAGCACUGUGUUCUGGCUGGUUUAUCACCUCGGUUCAGCUCAACUCACAGGGUGGCAGAUUCUUCAAGAGGAACAUUGGAAUACAUACUUGGACAGUGUGAACUGGCACUCCAGAAUUUACAGACUGAUUCUGAUUCAGUGGCUUGGUCUUUGAAAUCACUGGAAGCUGCAGUGGUGAAGCAAGUAGAAGAAAUACAUAAUGAGGUUGAAUUUGAGUGGCUUAGGCAGUUUUGGUUCCAAGGCAAGAGGUAUUUGAAGUGCACUGAUUGGUGGCUUAAGCCUAUGGCUAAACUGGAAGAAUUUUGGAGAAAACUGGAGAUUAUGACAAGUCUGGUCCUCUCUGAAGUUAGAAAAGAGCAGCAAAUUGAGGAACAAAGGAAUGAGACCAUCAGCUGCUUCCUGCUCCUUCUUAAGGAGAGACAAAAGCUGCGUAAAGAAUGGACAGCAAGAUGCCAGUCAGAUGCAGCAGAGAGCUUGCCAGAAGACCAGAAACCAGAAUGCCAUCCCUUCUGGACAGAUGAUGAUGAAUGUAAUAUGCCUCUGCCAUAUGAUCUAGAAGAAGUAAUUGCUUAUCUACAAAAUCUUGUUCAAUGGAUAGAAUAACAAGUGACCUUCCAGCCCAGAAUUAUUGAUGCUGGUCAUCUUGGGAGAAGAUUUGUCAUUAUCAUAAAUCUUUUCAGCAUUAUGAUUCCUUAAUGUGUUAUUUUAUGUGUCAAUGCAGAUUUUACCAGUCUUUACACAGUAGUUUCAUUACUGUCUCAUAAUAAAAAAGACCAGCCCCCAGAUUUACAGAAGCAUGAGUUUUUUAAGGCCUGAAGUCCAGAACACCAGCUUCUCCUCCACUCCAAUUCCCAUUGACCCUACAGCCCAGGGAUAUCUGUGUUUCACAGAAUGACAGAAUGGGUCAGGUUUGAAGGGACUAGUUGUCCCUCUGGUUCAUCUGGUCCAACCUCCCUGCUCAAACAGAAUUACCCAGAGCACAGGGCACUGGGUUGUGUCCAGACAGCUCUGGAAUAUCCCCAGUGAGGGAGACUCCACAUCCUCUGCCCAGUCUGUUCAGUGCUCACACAAAGUCCUUGCUCAUGUCCAGGUGGAACUUCCUGGGCAUCCUUCCUGCCCCUUCCUCUUGUCCCAUUGCUGGGAACCAGGAGCAGAGCCUGGUCCAUCCUCUGACACCUCCUGCAGAUGCUGACAGACAUCAGUAAUGUCCCCUCUGAGCCAUCUCUUCUUGAGGCUGAGCAGGCCCAACUCUGCCAGUGUUUGGACACAUUCCCUUGGUAUCUGAAUUUCAGCUGCCAUGAGUGCCUCGAACUGUCUCUGGCCUGGCAGGUUUGGGCAACCCAAGGUGUAGCUCACACCUGUGACAAGGCAGACUGCAUUAUCUGGGUAUCCUAAUGAGAGGCCAGCUUGGGGUGAGCCUGCUGGACAUCUUCAAAACAGAGCUGGAAAUUCUCUGUCCAGUAACACAGAGGGGCAGGAGAUGCUGGAGAUUCCUUUGUGCAGUGACUCAUUUUUUGAUCAUUUUUUCCAGAUGAGGAAUUCUGUAGGAGCAUUCUAACAUAGAUGCCAAGACUUUCUUACCAUUUUGCCUCAUGGCAAGUGAAUACUGCUAAGAGAGAUUUCUGAUGUGAAUCUAUACCUCCUGGGCUCCCUGGAAUUCAGUUCCUAAUCAUUGCUUUGUUUCUGCAUGUUGUGAAUUCUAUUCUGAGAUCAGGUGUCCCAGUGCAUUGCCUAAAGAGCUGAUGGUCCUAAGUAAGUAAGAUCUUCCAUUUGGGUUGUUUGCUUCCCUGAGAAACUAGAUUUAGAUUGUGUGAUAUUGGGUAUUGCAGCAUCAAGUGAGAUCUACGAGCACAAACCCAGAAAACCGUAAGAAAUAUAGCUGUUUAUGAUGUUUUGUAGUAACAUGCUAUAAAAAGAGCAAUUCUGUGUGGGAUGAUACAGGGCGCACCUGAAUGAGAGAAUUUUGAUUUGGUAAAUUGCUAUUUUAACUGAACUGGUUGGACUGGCGUCCAGCUUUGCCACAAAAAGCAGAAAAUCAUUAUGGUGAAAAUGUACCCAGGCUGUAUUACCACUACAAAAGAAGAUAGUGAGAUUCAGAGUUUGAUGUUGCAACCAAGAAAUGAAUUUGCCUCGUGUGUUAAGUGGUGUUUAAAGUCUCUGCUGAGGCAGGGCUCACCCAGAGCACACCAGCUUUCUGUACUGGCAAAGUGCUGUGUGUGUGGAUAAGGCUUAUGCUCCCAAAAAUUGUACUUUUGACAGUAUAACAUAUGCCAGACCUCCCUGGAGCUAAGGAAACUGUGCCAGUAAAAAUUCAGUUUUAGUGGUAUAAAACUGUGUCCACACCUACCAGCUUUUGCCAGGACAAUUAUAUCAAGUAGAGAUUAUACCUCAUAAGACUUUUAAUAAAGCUGUGCCAGAAAAAGUAUAAAUACCUGAAUCAAGUGUUUCCAUUGUAGUCCUAGCCUUCUGCAAAAACUUUUAGUUUUUUAUAUGUAGAAUAUAAAGACUCUCUGAAGAAUGUUAUUACUUAAACUGGGUUUGAUAAUAUUACCUUGAUCCACACAUUUAUCUGUUGUCUCUUGUGCCGUAGAUUUCAUAACAUUUGGAAAUACUGCUAUGGGCAUAGCUUUCUCUUCCCUGCAGUAGCUAAAGCUGGUUUUACCAGUGGGCAAAUAGCACAUAUUUGGAUUAGUGCCACACUAAACACUGUUUACUUUGGAGAUCCCUUUGAGAAAAGCUAGCUGAAGAUGUGGGAAUUCUGCUUUUGAAAAGGCAAUUCUCAGAAACAGAUAUUGCUUUGGAAAUGAGCAAUAUGAAUUAGACAAGCUGAUGAUAUAACAGUGUUAACACAGUGUUUAGGGGGACUGUUUAUUUAUGCUGUUACUUUAUGAUUACUUUGUGUUUAAUUAAGCGCUGCUAAAAUCCACGGGGAUCACAGUAUUGAAAGGAAUCUGACCACCACAAAGGGUGGAGAAGGCACAUCAAUGAUGUAGUUUGUAGCUGAAGUGGAUGCAAAGCUAUUAAAAAAAUGAUUGGCAAAUAAUUAUUUCCAGCAGCAGUGAAAAUAAAGCCAAACCAAAACAACCUAUUAGGAGACUGCUGGCAGUAAUAAUAGGUUUUUUAGAAUACAUGUUCCCAGGUCUUGCCUAUGCUUGAAGAUUUAAGGUAGUGAAUUAGCUGAACUAGUACUAGUCUCAGUGAAGUCAGAUAGCCCUUAUCUAAGCCAUGGAUAGCAAUGACAUGGACAAAUUAACACCUUUGGAAUGAAUAACACUGAAAAAAUACCAAUAAUCAAGUGGUUUAGGGCUCUGUGUUGCAUUCCAGUCUUGCAUCAUCUAAAUCAGUAUAACCUGAUUGAGUUCAGUUGAAAUGCAGAAGUAUGAGAAGAUUUCAUAUCUCCAAAGCCCACAGGAGUUGAUAGCAAUAACAUGAGCAAGAUGGUGGAAUUGUUUGAAGCACAUAGUAAUGCCAAAGGAUACCCCAAAAGGAGAACACGAAGGUAAAUAUAUAUAAAAACCCUGAGAGAUCAAGUGUAAAUUAGUGCUGUGUUUAGAUUAUGUGUUAGAAGCUGACAAAUACGUUGAAGAUUUCCUUAUUUUAUUCAAGUAGUUAUAAUUUAGCUUGUUUCAAUGAUUCUUUAGCAAUCCAUUUAUAUUCCAGCAUUAGAUAACCCAUUUCCUUUCUGGAUGAGCUGGAGGACACAGCCUCUUAUUAAUGUUCUGUGUAUAGCAAUUGUUUGUCAAGCCUGGAUGCUUUAGAAGCAUGAGGACCAAGGUCAGGUUUUUUCAAGGAAGAGGUGAAAUCAUAAAUUAACUUCUGACAUUAAAUUCAGUGGUUCUUUUAAAAUGGUGAAGUUCACGGCUUUGCUUACAUUUACUUUUCAUCAGCCAGGACUGAAUUGAGGUAAAAUAGUUUCCUUGCACGUGUGUGUCAGGCUAAAUGGAUUGCAGAAGAUACAGAUCUGUUUGCCUGUCUGCACUUGCCUUUAGACAAUAUUCAUCAAUUUUACAAAAGCUACUGACUAAACAUGGAACCAGUACAAAUUAAAUGCUCAAGGCAAGGGCUUUCUUUUAUAAAUCUGAUACAGAGUUGGUUUCACACUGAUAGAAAGAAAAUGUUGGCAGAAAAUGAAAAACUUCUAUUGUUUCUGUAAUUUGGAGGAUGAAAGAUACAGACUAUUUUUAAGUAUUUGAUAGAAAACUGCUGUGUUAUGCAAUGUAAUUAGAAAUGUUUUCAUAAUGCUUUGUUCAUAUCCCUGUAUAUGAAAAUAUUUUAUCCCAUAGGUCCUUUCUUCUGCUGAAAAGGUUAUGUAAAUAAAUAAAAUUAAUCUCAAUACAGUAGAUUUUAAAGGCCUAAUAUUUAUGUUCUAAGCUUUACAGCAGGUUCUGAUUAUUUUAAGGGUAAAUAAGAAUGCAGUGAGUAAUCAGAAACUGAAAACUGUGCAGGAUGGGUAACAUGCACCAUAAUAAAUAUCCUGAUCUGUUGUCUUAUUAUCUAUUAUCAUCUGAAUAUGGUUUUAGGUUCACUUGUAGUGGUACAACAUACACUAUAAAAUCAUGCUGGUCUACUUAAUACAGUGGGGCAGAUUUAGGGAUUCCAUUCAUGUAACAGCACAGAAAUCAAAAGAUAAUUAAAAUCCCUCAUGAAAGGUGACAAAAAUAUUGUAGUGUGUUAAGAGUUGGCAUUGCUCCUUUCUCAGCUAUAGCAGUGCUGUUCCAUCAGUCCAGUGCAGUGGAGUUUGGGCUGUUGGCUAUUAAACCAGGCCAGGCUUAGGCUUCCAUCUAAGCUGGGCUGAGAGCAGGGCAAGAGACACAAGGUGAGAUGCACACAAGACCCAAGGAUGUGCUUUCUCAAGGCCACAACUUCAUUAACUGGGCUCAUAUGGGAGUCAUUGAGCUCCAACUCGUACAGUGCAGGUCAGGAUCUCUCCCUUAAUGGUUACCACCUGGUGCAAAGUUAAUGUUGGCUCCCUAAAUGCCUUCCUGCCCCUGACAGCCAGUCCUCAGCUUUCUGCUGGGAGCUGAACACUGUCAGCUCACACCAAGGUUACAGAGUUGGGAAGAGUGGUUGUUCCACUGUAGCAACGGGGAUGAGAAACUCUCAUCCCCAGCUCCAUGGACUGAGUACUUACAAACAUUCUGCUUCUCAUUUGGGAUUCAAGUUGCUGCAGCUCAUCUUCUGGCCUGUCCCACCAGGACAGUGAUAUGACACAGGGAAGGGUCAGACAAGAAUUCAUGAGGUUCCUCAUCAAAAGCAGACACCCAUUGCACUCCCCAUAAGAGGAGAAAGUUCAGGACUACAAUAACCUGCCUUUAGAGGGUGGGAGCUGCUAGGGAGUGAUGAGGAGCUGUGGCUACACCACCUGUACAGGCAGAGGCAAUCCUGAAUAGAACCACUGCUCUCUUUCCUGUCCAAACUAACUCUUCAACAUGGCUGGGCUUGCACCUUCAUUUACAUUCAUCUGUCCUCUUCAUCUUAGCCUGAGGGCAUUCACUGAACAAAAGAAGAUAAUAUAUACAAUUACAAAAAGACUGUACAUAGAAAGGCUACAGAACUGGCUGAAUAACAUGUAAAAUAAAAGCCAAGAAAUAACUGAUAAAAUUAGCACAUUAAAAUGUUGAUAUUUAGGCAUGAACACUUCACAUGUCAUGGGAACUAUCAUUUCUCUUGUUGGUUAAGAGAUAACAUUCAUAAUCCUAAAGGAUGUAUUAUGCUAUGGUUUACAUCCUCUAAAUCUCCAGUGGUUUUACAGGGCUUGUCCAUGAUGAUCAAGAAUUUGGUUACAAAAGUUGUUCUCCUCCCCCUCCCUAUGGUCAAAUACUUGCUUUCAUGCCAACACAUCUUGGUCUGAUUAGUCCCCUUGAUUACAGGCUAAAGUAAAAAGUCAGGUGUAUAAGAUUCCCAUUAUCCUUUAUUCCACUGCUUCUAAGAACAGGUCAGAUAGAGUUAUUUCAGUGAAAAUGUGAACAAUCAACUUCUGUUUACCAUUAACCUUCAGUUUUCUUUUCUUAAAAUCAAAUCAGGGCUUGGUAGGCAGUUAUUUUCAUACAUGUCCCUUGAUCAGUGGAACAAUCUGUCAAAAGCCAUUAAAGCCUCUAUUAGGUUGAAUUGCAUUCAAAGUUAAGCUUUCCAAUCAUCUGAAGGGCUGUGAUGAUUGUUUUUAAUAUAGUAUACAUUGAUUUCUCUCUCAGAGUAGCAACAUAACUUUGAAACUAAGUGUGUAUGACUUGAGCAUUUUGCUCUCCAGUAUAUCUUGAGAAGCUUUGUUUCUUGUGGAAGAUGAAUGUCUGCAUGAAAAAGGAAAAUAGAAAAUGCAGUGAAAUUACCUCUUUAAUGUCAUAAAUUUUUAACUUUUCCUAGUUCAUUGUAACCCUGAAGAUGUUACAUAUGAAAUAGGAAGAAAUUUUCCAGGGUCUCUUUCCUCAACAGCUUCACUGAAAAAUGUAUCUAAUUGUACUGAUAUUUUAAAAGUGGCACUUUAUCUUAAGAUAUCAGGAUGCUUUACACAGAGAAACUGAGGCAGAGGUGAAAAGUGCAGCUGGGAUCUGAGUACCAACGCUGGAAGGAGUGUUAUGUAACCCCCUGUUGCUGGCAUAUCUCUGUUACUUCCAGUAAUCAGCUCAAUUUACAGAUUAAAGAUGCUCUCACAGAACUUGUUGUCCUCCAAAAUUAUAGCUGAAAGUUGAGCUGGAGUCUGUCCUGCUCAUGUCAUAUUUAGCACAAUAUUUAAUUGCAUAACAUACAAUAAUAUAUCUCAUAUAAUAGAGAUCUUUCAGACCUCCUAAGAUUUGAUUAAAACUUUCCAAUGAAUCUUUUUGUUACAUUCCAAGUCCCUGAGCUCUCAAUGGGAAAGAGAUUUUAUUGGGUUGAAAUGAUUCUGUGGAGAAUAUGCAGUAUAUAAUACAAUAUAAAAUAAUACUAUCCCCACUCUUCUAGAUCUAUUUUAAGUAUUUCCACUGUAUGCCCCAGAAGGUGGUACAACUGCUGUAUUAGGAAACUCCUAAGACAUACCUAAUAAUACCCUGUUGGUAUUUGUGCUAUUUUUACCAAGGUGAAGGUGAGUUGUUGAAGCAAACUGGAAUGCGGGUUAUGCACCUGUUAGCACUUUGGUCUGGUACUUAUUUGGUAGUCUGGUAGUACUUUACUGAGAGCACUCUUUUACUAGCUAUUUUGAUGAACAUCCUAAUAAAUUAUUAUCCAACGUCAAAGAAUUCCAUAAUUCUUCUAUUGCUUUUCUUUUCUAUUGACUGAUGCCCCUUCUUUCCCUUUUGUCUCAAUAUUAACAGUAAUGUUAUUAACAAGUUUUGUUCUUUGUUAGGCUGAUGUGACCUUAAAGUGAGAAAACUUUAGAAUUAUGUGUCAGAUAUUACCUGAAGUACUUUUCUUUUCAAACCAAUUUAUUAGGUUGAUUCCUUUUUUAUUUGGUACUGCUACUUUUUCUUAAGAUCUAUUUAUAGAACUCUGCAAGAUAUACAGUGAUAUGUAAGUUUGUAUUAUGUAUUUACUAAUUUGGUGACAUUUAUCAAAUAAACUGC
Poecile atricapillus (Black-capped chickadee) is the source of this 8604-nucleotide messenger RNA. It is a transcript of the gene FTO, whose product is annotated as FTO alpha-ketoglutarate dependent dioxygenase. Gene Ontology annotation, biological process: DNA alkylation repair; RNA repair; regulation of multicellular organism growth. The record is from RefSeq and is a predicted model, not a curated record. Gene Ontology annotation, molecular function: broad specificity oxidative DNA demethylase activity; ferrous iron binding; mRNA N6-methyladenosine dioxygenase activity. Lineage: Eukaryota; Metazoa; Chordata; Aves; Passeriformes; Paridae. The transcript is spliced from 10 exons. The coding region runs from base 254 to 1672 and encodes 472 amino acids.